AUGGAUUACUACAGACUCUGGUUACAGAUGUACUAUCGCAAAGACCUGAUCUUUCCCAGAGUACUGAUUCUUCACGGUGCUCUGGAGGAACAAGUGGCGCCCCCUCCACUCCCCGGGCUCAGCACGGCUGAUGGUGUCACCCCUCGACGGCAAGACGUUCAGAGUCUUUUCUUAAACGAAACUCGUGCCUCCCCAGACCCACUGAGUUACAUGUUCCCACCACCUCUACCUGAAGAGAUCACUACUGACUUUAAACCAUGCAUUGAAUUUUUCUACGCAGAAACGAUACCACAGGGCAUCAGUGGAGACGGCUACCAGGCAUUAUGUCAGCACUAUGAAAAUCAAUACCACUUUGCCACCCUGUAUGACAGAAACCGUCGUAUACCAUUGUUCUCUGUGUAUAUACUCAGUCCUGGAGAUGGACCUAGGCCCAAAAAUACAAACUGGAUGAUUGAACCACGGCUGGUAUCAGACAAAGUCGACACAGGAAUGCAGUACCAAAAACAUCCUGACCAAUAUGUGAAGAACAGCCAGGCAGUUAAUGAAGACUAUAAACACUCUGGUUAUACCAGAGGCCACCUCACCCCCAGUGGUCACCAAAAGACAGAAGAAGACAAAGAGGCUACCUUCACCCUGACAAAUAUUGCUCCUCAAAUGGAAAAGUUCAAUAAAGGCCCCUGGAACAAUCUGGAAGAUAAGAUGGCAGAAAGACUUAAAGUCUGCACAUCAAAAAUGUAUGUUAUCACUGGAGUCAUGCCUUAUGAGAAAGAUGAACCCAAGAUCAAUAAGAGGGUCGAGUGCACACCAAUGCUGAUAGCCUCUCCAGAAGACCCUGUCGCCAGUCCUGUCCAUGCAGAGUGCAGGACCCCCCCCAAGCAUCUCGGGGGGACCAGUCAUCAGGCGGUCCAAUGCGAGUUGGACUCUGACACCAGCUCCCUGUUGCUGAGUCCGGUGAGGGUGGAGGGACAACCGGCUACUACAGCGGUGUGCCUAGUGGGGACAUCUCAGAACAGAUAA
Neolamprologus brichardi is the source of this 1017-nucleotide messenger RNA. NCBI's taxonomy places the organism in Eukaryota, Metazoa, Chordata, Actinopteri, Cichliformes, Cichlidae. The record is from RefSeq and is a predicted model, not a curated record.